UCGGAGCGUCGCGGGGCUUGGCGGGAGCUUUCAGUCUCGCGGGUGCCUCCAUUCGAGGAGAGCGAUUGCAGUCAGUGGCGAGGGCGUGGAGAGCGGCGCCAUGGCUCCGCGGGGGCGGCGGCGGCGGCGGCGGUCGCGGCCUCCCAAGCCUGAGGGUGCAAGACAGUCGAACAUCUUAGAAAGAACACAUUCCAUGAAAGAUAAAGCUGGUCAAAAGUACAAGCCUGUUGAUGUGUUUGAUUUUCCUGCUAAUUCUGAUGUUUCAAGCGUUGGCAGGCCAGGUGAAAAUGAGAAAGAUGAAGAACCUAAUGAGACCUUUGAUCCUCCUUUACACAGUACAGCUAUAUAUGCUGAUGAGGAAGAAUUCUCCAAACAUUGUGGCCUACAUAUUCCUUCAACUUCUCCAGGAAAAGAAGCAAAAAGAAGUUCAGACACUUCUGGAAAUGAAACAAGUGAAAAUGAAUCUGUGAAAAUUAGUGCAAAAAAGUCAGGAAGAAAGCUCAAGCCCAUUAGUGAUGACUCUGAAAGCACUGAAGGAAUUGUUGUAAGAAGAAAAGUUAAAUCAGCAGAGAAAAUAAGUACACAGCGACAUGAGGCUGUUCCAACUACAGCAUCUUCAGAUCUUUUAGAGAAGCCAAUGGAGUCGGUCACUUCUAGAAAGAUAGGACCCCUUAGUGCCCAGCCUUCUGUUGAAAAAGAGAACUUGGCAAUGGAAAGUCAGUCGAAAACUCAGAAAAAAGGGAAGAAGUCUUAUGACAAAAGGAAGAAAUCAGGACGUGAAGCCAUAGAUUCAGAUACUGCCAACACUGAGCACAUGUGUCUAGACGGAAAGAAAACCAGUGACAUCUUGGAGAUGAAUGUUGUUUUGCCUGAAUUUGGGAAAAUCCAUCAGGAGUAUGCAAAAAGAAUAGAAUCUAAAAUUUGUAAGGCAGCCAUGAACAAAUUUUAUUAUAAUGUUAAAGAACAGUUCACCAAAUUGCUUAAUGAAAGCCAGACGUUGAGAACUCUGAAAAGGAAGAACGCUAAGAUGAUUUCAGAUAUCGAAAAGAAAAGGCAGCGUAUGAUUGAAGUCCAGGAUGAACUGCUUCGGAUGGAGCCACAGCUGAGAAAACUACAAACCAAAUAUGAUGAACUUAAAGAGAGAAAGUCUUCCCUUAGGCACGCAGCAUAUUUCUUAACUAAUUUAAAACAGCUCUAUCAAGAUUAUUCAGAUGUUCAAGCGAAAGAACCAAAUGUAAAGGAAAUGUAUGAUUCAUCCAGCCUUCCAGCUCUGUUAUUUAAAGCAAGAACACUUUUGGGAGCCGAAAGCCAUCUGCAAAAUAUCAACCAUCAGUUAGAGAAGCUCCUUGACCAGGAAUGAGAAGAGCAGUCUGCUAAAACGUGCCUAUAGGAAGACUAGUCUCAUGCUGUUACCUUCUGAAACUGUACUUUAUUAAAUAAAUAGUUUUGCACAGCAGUUAACGCCCACUUACUAAAAUCUAAAAUUUGUUACUCAAAUUAAAUGGUUGUGAACAAUGUUAAAUGGCAUCAAUAGUUUCAUAGGCCAUAAUCUUUUCUGGUUAAUAUCUUUAGUAAUAAAUUUUAAGAUGUUGACACCUUGUCUCAUCAGCCCCAGAUAUGAGUUGCAAUAAACUUGUAAAAUUAAGUUGAUGUGAACACAGACUAAUUUUGAUUUAUAAGGGGAUUUUUACUGAAUUCAAGUACCCCAAAACUAAUUUUCAGUGAAAUUGGUUUAUAGAAGUAAAAAACAAAAAUUGGAAAACAGUGAUAAAACUUAGUUUAUGUAAACAGGUUUAACAAUAUAUUUAUCAAAUCUGACAUAUCAGGCAAAUUAUAGCCUGGUGACAAGUGUCCAGAGUGAAUUAGUUACUCUUGUAAUAUUUCUAUAAUUAGUUCAUCAGGAAUUUCAUCCACUUCACUAUUGUAACUGAGAAGACUGUUCUCUGCCGCUUCAGCUAAUUCAGCAUCUGCAGUAGCUUCUAAAAAAUACGCAUCAUCAAUGCCAUUAUUCCAGUCUGUGUCCGCAGAUGCACCUCUUGACAGCUUGCUAGGUGAUGGCUUAUGAGGAUUCUGGGUUUCACUGCUCCUAGUUUCAUCUGUUGUAAACUCUUCUUCCUUUAUUUCAGUGGAGAAAGGUGAGCGAGUGGGAUAUGAAAAUACUUACUCAGCAUGUGAUUUGACCAUUUACUCUCUGUUGAAGUAAGGUAUGAAGUGACUAUGCUGGAGGAAUGCUGUCUGAUACCUCACCGUGGGAAUGAGUGCACUGAUUGAAACGUUGCUGCGCUUAAGCUUAGACAAACUUGAAACAGCAAAUUUGAAAUUCCAUCAAUUAUUUUGCCAUAGAAUGUCUUCAGGAUGGACAUUUAGUUGAUCUCCCACUAAAUAAUUUUAAUCAGUUUAGUGGUACAUGCUGUAAUCGCAGCUACUUGGGAGGCUGAGACAAGAGGACUGCUUGAGGCCAGGAGUUUGAGACUAGCCUGGGCAACAUGACACCCCCUCAUUAAAAUACUAUAAAAAUUCCUUUAGCUACGUACUUAAAUAUUAGGAAUUGAAAAGUUCUGAUGUCUACAGUUUAAUAAGAGUCAUCAGAAAUAAGAAUGCAUACGUAUACAGUAGAGGGAGAAAGCGAAUGUAAUCAAAUGCGACAUAUGGAGCCCCAUGGAGGACAGACGGCAGAGUUCCCUGUUGUACAUUUCUGUAGGUUCAGGUGACCAAUGAAAUAAGAUAAUCACUGCAACACAGAAAAGCAGAUAAAUAACACCAACUGGUAAUUUAGUUUAAAGUAUUUUUUAAAUAAGUGAAGCAGGAAAGGCAAAAUGUUAACUGAAAACUAAGUGACAGCUACAUGGGUGUUCAUUCUAUUCUUUAUCUUUCAUUAUUUUAAAAGGUUAUGUCCAAGCAGUGGUAAUACAUUACACCAAAGUUACUUUCAACUUGGCAUUUUGAGGUUUUAAGUGGAUAAGCAGAAAAAAUAGCUUAAAAAUGUACUGCAAUUGUGAAUAUGUAAAUCACAAUCCAGACCAACAAGGAUGAUGCAAUCAUCCUCCUCUUGGCAACAAAGUUUAUUUUUUAGAAUUUACUUUGUUCUUGGUUGUUUCAAAACAUUUUAACCUGGUAUUUUACCAGGGAAUCUGGCUAUCAGUUAUUUUAUGUCUAGCUCUUGCAGACCAAGAACGGGAUUUCCACCAUUUCAAACAGAGUUUUUUCAAGAGACAUGUUUUAAGACAGCAGAUACCAGAUUGAGUUUUCUAGAAUAUAAACCCAAUCAAUCACUUCUGCUUGUAGCAGGUAAUGUGAAGGAAAAAGCUGAUAGAUGUGACCAAAAAAACAACUAGAAUUUAAAAGUACAAAAAGUAUGUCAAAAAGAGUACUUAAGUUAUUGCAAAAAAGUUACAGAAAAAUGGACAGAGGAUAGGUACAGGCACUUCAUUAAAUAAACAGUGAAUCUGAAAAGAGUUCAUUAAAUGCAAAUUAAAACAACUGAGGUAAAACAACUGCUUUUUGCCUAUCAGAUUAGUACUGAUUUGAGGCAAACAAGCACUGUUGCAAAGUGAGUAAUAGGCGCUUUCAUCAAUCUGUGGAAGUCUAAUAUGCCGUAAUUCUUAUAGAGAGCAAUUUGGUAAGGGUACUACUGAAAAUAUUUGUGAUAGUUUUUCUUCCACUUAACAAGUAUGAGAUAGUAUGUGUGCUACCACUUCAAAAAAAACAUGAGCAUACAUCAGUUCUGGAAGGUACAUGUCGAAACACAUAUCCGAUAUCUCUGGUCAAAUGAGUGAGGAAGAUUCUUUCCUCUUGCUUUUUGAGUAUUUGAGAAUUUUAUGUAGCUCACUGCAACCUCUGCCUCCUGGGUUCAAGGGAUUCUCCUGCCUCAGCCUCCAAAGUAGCUGGGAUAAUAGGCACACUCCACCACACCUGGCUAAUUUUUGUAUUUUCAGUAGAGAUAGGGUUUCACCAUGUUGGCCGGGCUGUUCUCAAACUCAUGACCUCAAGAGAUCUACCCUCCUCGGCCUCCCAAAGUGCUGGGAUUACAGGCAUGAGCCCCCGCAUCCAACUAAUUUUAUGUAUUUUCAAUUCAUUCCACAAUGCAUGCUAAUUAUUUGGGUAAAUAAAAAAUCUUUAAGAGAAAAAUGCUGGUUUGGCAAUCUGGUAAUAUCUACCAAAAUUAAAACUGAAUAUGUCCUUUGACACAAUUCUACUUCUAGAAAUUCAUCCUAUAGAUACAGAUGUUCAAAGAAACACAAAGAUGGGUAUUUUGUUUCUUUCAAAAGCAAAACAUGGGAAACUUCUUAAAUGUCUGGGACAGAUUAAACUGUACAUCUCAAGCAGCAGUGAAAAGAUGCAUAUUAUGAGAUCUGUGCUGAGAUGGGAAAUUGACUACAAUAUAUUUCUAUAAUACAGUCGUAAGUGAACACCAGGUACCAGAUGUUUUUCAAAGCUAUUUGGACACUACUCGUGGCUCAUGUAUACUACUGUACCAAGAACUUCCUGGUUAGGAGGAAGACACUAAAGUCUGCACUUACCUCUUUGAAAAGAAACAGGAGACAUACUUCAGCAGGUAAUGGGAAACCUGAAUCAGAAAGAUAGCAAAACUAUUACAUAUUACACCUAUAUAAUUUUUACUUUGUGGUAAAGAUAAAAAUUAGUAACUCACAGUCAGAUUUGAAGUUUUCUGCUUUACACACAGGGUCAUGACAUUUUUGAUACCAAACUUCGUUUUUCAGAUCAACCAGAAUCCUUUAUGUUUAAAAAAAACAGAAAAACUAGUAUUAAUAUCGAGACUGGGCAGAAAACAAAAUCCAGCUGCAUGCUGUUCCACGUAAAUGCCUAAGACUUAAAAGAUAGAGGAAAAAAGGAAAAGCAUGGAAAUAGAUACAUACCAAUCAAAAUGAUGGUUGCCAAAAAUCACCCAAAAUGAACUGCAGGGCAAAAAGUAGAUACUGACAAAAGCUCCCCCAGGAAGACAGAACAAUUUUCAACCUAUAUUCACCAAAUGAUACAGCUGCAAAAUACGUGAGCAAAAAUGGACAAGACUAUAAUGAUAAGCAAAUCUACCAUGAAUCAAGGUUUAUAAAAAAAAUAUUCUCAGUAAUUUAUAGACCAAAUAACCACAAAAAAGGUCCAAUAAGGAUACAGAAAACAUGAAUGACAAGAAGUUUGAUCUAAUAGGUAUAUAUGAAGGAGCUCUUUAUAACAUCAAUUCCAUGCUAACUAUAAAGUGAAUUUUAUCAAGAUUAUUGGUUCAUACAGAACACAUUCUCUGAGCAUAAAGCAAAAUUUAGAAAUAAAAAGCUAAUAGAGGCCGGGCGGGGUGGCUCAAGCCUGUAAUCCCAGCACUUUGGGAGGCCGAGGCGGGUGGAUCGCGAGGUCAAGAGAUCGAGACCAUCCUGGUCAACAUGGUGAAACCCUGAAAAAAAAUGAGCUGGGCAUGGUGGCGCGUGCCUGUAGUCCCAGCUACUCAGGAGGCUGAGGCAGGAGAAUUGCCUGAACCCAGGAGGCGGAGGUUGCGGUGAGCCGAGACUGCACCAUUGCACUCCAGCCUGGGUAACAGAGAGAAACUCCGUCUCAAAAAAAAAAAAAAAAGCUAAUAGAAAUACAUUAAUUUGGAAAUUAAAAACAUUUUAAAAUAACCAAUGGCUCAAGGAAAAAUAGUGGUAAUUAGAAAAUGCUUAGACAUGAAUGGACUGGAAGUGUACAUAUUAAAAUACAUGAAAUGCAGUUAAAGUGACCUUUAGAGGACAAUCUUAAAAGCUUGUGUUAUGGGCCAGGUAUGGUGGCUCACGCCUGUAAUCCCAGCACUUUGGAGGCCAAAGCAGGUGGAUCACAAGGUCAAGAGAUCGAGACCAUCCUGGCCAACACUGUGAAACCCCAUCUCUACUAAAAAAUACAAAAAUUAGCUGGGUGUGGUGGUGCGCGCCUGUAAUCUCAGCUACUCAGGAGGCUAAGGCAGGAGAAUCGCUUGAACUCGGGAGGCGGAGACUGCAGUGAGCCGAGGUCGGGCCGCGGCACUCCAGCCUGGUGACAGAGCAAGACUCCGUCAAAAAAAAACAACAACAACAAAAAAGCUUGUGUUAUGAAAGAAUGGCUAAAGAUACAUGGAUUAAGUAAAGUGGAAAAUAAGCAACUGAAUAAACCCUAAUAAAAGGCAGGUGACCAGGUGUGGUGGCUCACACCUGUAAUCCCAGAACUUUGGGAGGCCAAGGCGGGAGGAUCACAAGGUCAGGCAUUUGAGACCAGCCUGACCAACAUAGUGAAACCCCAUCUCUACUAAAAAUACAAAAAACGAGCCAGUCAUGGUGGCGGGCACCUGCGAUCCCAGCUACGUGGGAAGCUGAAGCAGGAGAAUUGCUUGAACCCAGGAGGCAGAGGUUGCAGUGAGCCAAGAUCACGCCACUGCACUCCAGCCCAUGCAGCAGUGUGGAACUCCAUCUCAAAAAAAUAAAUACAUACAAUAAAAGGAAGUCAUAAAGAGCAAAAAGUAAAAAGAAUCAACAAGGCCUACAUUUGAAGAAAAUGAAAUUAGAGUAAAAUUGCCAUUUUACCACAAGGCAAAGACACAAACGUUUCUAGAAAUUAAAUGCGGCAUAUACAAAAAUAUUGUGAACAAUUUUUGCCAGUAACUUUAAAUUUUGUAAAAUAGAUAAAGUACUAGAUAAAAAUAAACUAAGCAAACUUAAGCAACAGAAAACCUAAACAAUCCUAUAAUCACUAAAAUUCUUAAAAAUUUGAUUACUUUAAAAUUUUUCCACAUUUCACAGAAAAGGAAAGAAGAUGGCUAACAUUCCCUGAGGUGGGUGGUCAGUGAGGUGUGGGGUGGGGAGGUGGUAAGGGACAUGUACCCAGGAGCAAAAAAAAAAGGCAGGUGACUUUAGUGUGUCCUUAAACAUUCUAGCAACAAAUUUCCCAACUGACGAGCUAAUGCUGUGCCCCGGGCACUGGAGGAUAUUGGAACGUUUCUAAAACACACAGUGAAACGUGACACUUGUUGAGCAGUCAGAAAACGCCUUGCUUGCAGUUCACAUGUUCAACUGACGCUGUACUUCAUUUCUUUCAUUUAUGUUCCAUCUUCGUAGAGCUGCGCUUUGGGGGUGUGUUUGUAAUAAAAAGUGCCAUUAACAUCAAUGGAGAACAAGAUAUUAGUUGGGAAUGGUGGCGUCUAAUCUUUUAAGAAGGCAUACAUAGGCCUGACGAGGUGGCUCACACCUGUAAUCCCAGCAUUUUGGGAGGCUGCGGCAGGAGGAUAGCUUGAGGGCAAGAGUUCAAGACCAAACUGGGCAACACAGGGAGGCCCCAUCUACAAAAAAUUAAAAAAUCAGCCAGAGAUGGUGGCACACCUGCAGUCCAAACUGAGAGGCUGAAGCAGGAGGAUCGCUCCAGCCCAGGAGAUGGAGGAUCGCCCCAGCCCAGGAGAUGAUGGAGGAUCGCCCCAGCCCAGGAGAUGAUGGAGGAUCGCCCCAGCCCAGGAGAUGAUGGAGGAUCGCCCCAGCCCAGGAGAUGAUGGAGGAUCGCCCCAGCCCAGGAGAUGAUGGAGGAUCGCCCCAGCCCAGGAGAUGAUGGAGGAUCGCCCCAGCCCAGGAGAUGAUGGAGGAUCGCCCCAGCCCAGGAGAUGAUGGAGGAUCGCCCCAGCCCAGGAGAUGAUGGAGGAUCGCCCCAGCCCAGGAGAUGAUGGAGGAUCGCCCCAGCCCAGGAGAUGAUGGAGGAUCGCCCCAGCCCAGGAGAUGAUGGAGGAUCGCCCCAGCCCAGGAGAUGAUGGAGGAUCGCCCCAGCCCAGGAGAUGAUGGAGGAUCGCCCCAGCCCAGGAGAUGAUGGAGGAUCGCCCCAGCCCAGGAGAUGAUGGAGGAUCGCCCCAGCCCAGGAGAUGAUGGAGGAUCGCCCCAGCCCAGGAGAUGAUGGAGGAUCGCCCCAGCCCAGGAGAUGGAGGCUGCAGUGAGCCACUGCACUCUGCACUCAAGCCUGGGUUGUGCCACUGCACUCAAGCCUGGGUUGUGCCACUGCACUCAAGCCUGGGUUGUGCCACUGCACUCAAGCCUGGGUUGUGCCACUGUACUCAAGCCUGGGCGACAGGGUAAGAUCCUGUCUCAAAACAAUGAAAAAAAAAAAAAGUGUAUACAUCCCAUUAAUAAGUAACAGUAUUUAAGAAUGAGAUAAAAAGGUUUUUUUUUUUUUAAGUUUAUGGAUACUAUUAUUCAAACUGCUACUAAAUUGUUAGGAUAUAAAUACUUAUCAAGUUGUUUGAAAGUAACUAAUUCAUUAACAGAACUCGGGUACUUAUUUUGGCCUCAGAGAAAAUGUGAAAAACCGAAGACACCAGGGGAGCCAUGAACCAAGAAAAUCUGGUAACUUCUGGAGCAAAUGCUAGGUCAGUCCUUACCUACAGAAUGCUCUUUGUAGGAUGUUUCUGACUUUAGAAUUGCAUUUGGUAAAUAAGCCUGGAAUCUAUGGAUUAUGAGGCAUGGUUUCCAGAAAUGUCACCCAGCUAUGCAACGUGAGUGUAAAAUGAGAUAAUUCAUAACCUUGGGGCUUCCUGCUGUGUGCAGGGAUUGCUACUUCUGCCUCCGGUUUCUGCCUGAGUCAGAGAGGGCAGGAAGGGCUAGGGGAGCCAGGCCAGAUGCCCAGGCCUCGCUCUGCCCCAUUUGUGCCUUUUCAGUCCUUGAGUCCUUACGUUAUUAGUUAAGCUUGAUCCCGGGCAAGAUUUCUGAUUUGUGUGAAUGUAAUUCGAUUACCCAAUCCUUAACUUCAUUAGUAAUCAGUGAGAUUCCCAUGAAAACCACCAUAUUGUUUUAUACCUGCCGGAUGAGCAAAACCAAUUUUUUAAUCCUAACAAUACUAAAUGUUUGGAAAACUCUGCCCCUACCGCAAACGCUCUCUCUCUCUCUCUCUCUUUCCCUCCCCCACAAAGAGGCUCCCUUAUCUCUCACUUUACAUACCGGCCCUAGCCCUCAUGCUGCCCAGCUUCCCGCUGCCCAGCUUCCCGCCCAGCAGUUCAAACUGACCAACAGUUGCCCACCACCUCGGCUUUUGGCUUCCCCACCCCCAGCCCUUCAGCCCCCUAUAAAUAACCCUGCCCCUCUGAGCGGCGCGGCCAUUCUCCUCUUCCUCCCAGCUGGCCCGCCCGGAGGCUCUUUCCUCUCAAUAAAGCCUGAACUUAAGGAAUUUCCUCUAGCCUGCGGUCCGGUUUCUUUCCCAAUGAGCCCAGUCUUCCCGCAGAGGGUAGGUCGGACAAAUGGUGCCGGAAACCCGGGACGGGAGCUGGGGCCGUUGGCCCGGCCACGGCCCCCCUCCCCGACCUACCCAACACUGGCCCUGCCACCUCCACGUUCCGAUUAAGGUAAGCCAAGUUUUUCUUGCUUUGCCUUCCCCCGCUUCCCGUCUCCUCUUCCUACGGCAUGGUGCAGUUGCUCCCUCUCCAGCGUUCCGCACGGACUCCUUGCCUAGUCUCGGCCGAGCCAAGGUAGUCUUCCGUUCCGGCUCCAGGAGCCUUCCGAGGGACAGCCGCCAGACGGGGGACGCCCCUCUGACCGCUUCCCUUUCCGUACUUAAUUGUACUCCGGGGAAUUUGCAAUGAACGGGGACGCCUUUUCGUUGCAUCUGCCCACCCGCGCCGGAGAGUCUGUAGCUGCGCCUGCCAUGGGAAAUUCGGAGUCCAAAAUACCUCUGAGCACCCCCCUCGGGUGCUUGCUGCGAAAUUUUACCAAAUUGGGAUAUUCCCAAACCCUCAGAAAGAAAAAGCUUAUUUUCCUGUCCCACGUGGCUUGGCCCCAAUACAAACUCAGUAACCAGUCACAUUGGCCCCCGACUGGCACUUUUGAUUUCAACACCCUCCGAGAUCUCGACGAUUUUUGUCGCCGUGCGGGCAAGGACAAUGAAAUUCCUUACGUCCAGGCUUUUUGGGACCUCCGUACCCACCCCAACCUAUGUUCUUCCUGCUCCACCUACCAAAUCCUCUUAUCUCGAACCCCCCGUAAAUCUUCCUCCACUACCUCUCCCCCUCCCUACUCCUCACCGGAGGAUCUGCCUGAACAUCUGUCCUCUCCUGCCAAUCUCAGCAACCACUCGCCAUCAACGGCACGCCCUUCCCCCACUCCCUCUGCACCUCCUACCUCAGAGGCCAUGCCUCGCUCUCCCUCUACUCCCUCCAAGCCCCCUCCCUCAGAGGCCGCACUUCCUCUUGCCUCUCCGGUGGCGGCCCACACCCGCUCCCACCAGCCAGCUAUCCUGGCCCCACUCCGAGAAGUAGCAGGCGCAGAAGGUUUAAUCAGGGUCCAUGUUCCUUUCUCACUCCAAGACCUGUCCCAAAUUGAGAAACGUUUAGGAUCCUUCUCAGCCAACCCGUCCACCUAUAUUAAAGAAUUCCAAUACCUCACUCAAACAUAAGAAGCCCUAGUCCGGUACACUCGACUAGAUCCAGCCUCCCAAAAUGGGGCCACUGUAUUAGCCUCCCAUUUUAUCUCCCAAUCAGCACCC
This is a messenger RNA of Callithrix jacchus (white-tufted-ear marmoset), 10461 nucleotides long. RefSeq names its product centromere protein U (gene CENPU). Gene Ontology annotation, cellular component: nucleus. Lineage: Eukaryota; Metazoa; Chordata; Mammalia; Primates; Cebidae. The record is from RefSeq and is a predicted model, not a curated record.